AUGACAGUCCAAGACUCGAUUGACCUCACACAUGUCGCACCCACUGGCUCAAACCAUGGAUCGUUGCUGGUCUUCAUGAUUACUGGAAACCCUGGCCUUAUUGAAUACUACCGCACGUUCAUGACCUUGUGCUUCGACAGCCUUCGUACCAACUACUCGAAUCAUCACAUCAAAGUCACAGGAACAAGCCUUCGUGGUUUUGGAGUUCAAGACGACAGACAUCAGCAUGCUGCCAACGACAAUGCUCAAGGACCAUAUGAUUUGGAGCAGCAGAUAGAACACAUAGGCCAGACGCUCGAAAGAGCGAUUGAGGGUUGUGUAGGACAAGGCCGUCCUACAAAGGUAGUAUUGAUGGGCCAUUCAGUGGGCUCGUACAUCUUGCUCGAGGUUUUGAGAAGACGAAAGCAAAGUCCAACGACUCAGCAACUGAGCAACGAUGCCAGAGUUAUUGGCGGAAUUUGUCUGUUUCCUACCGUCACUCACAUCGCGAAGAGCCCAAGCGGCAAGAAGUUCAGUGCUUGGUCGUCCGACUACUAUUUUCCUGGGUUCCUUUCACUGCGCUGCAAACUCUUGUCGGCUUCAUUACUGGAUUCCCUGCCCCUGCCGCAGAACCCACAACCGCAUUCAUCCAGAGUAGAGGUGGCGUCAGGCAAGCAUUACCAGANNUACCUCGCUGGUCACGAGAUGAAGACUAUCACGACCGAUGCUUGGGACGAUGAGCUCUGGGGCAUCUCGAAGGCACAGGGUUCAAACAGCAACAAAACGAAACUGUACUUUUACUUUGGCACCGAUGAUCAUUGGGUUGCCGAUGAAACUCGAGAUGAGCUCAUUGCUGCCAGAGCCGCGACAGGGAAAACAGGCGAUGAGGACAAACCUACUAUGGAAAUUGAUACACAUGGCACUCCUCAUGGGUUCUGUAUCAGUAAGUCAUUUUCUCAUGUGCAGUUGGAGAACUUUCUGACGGAUGACAGAANNCACAACGACCUGGUUGCGAGAAAAGUUGAACAGUAUCUCCAAGAACUGAUGCAGAAUGCUGCAUAA
Messenger RNA from Aureobasidium musti, 1041 nucleotides. Lineage: Eukaryota; Fungi; Ascomycota; Dothideomycetes; Dothideales; Saccotheciaceae. The record is from the annotation of a GenBank genome assembly.